Messenger RNA from Meloidogyne enterolobii, 363 nucleotides. The record is from the annotation of a GenBank genome assembly. NCBI's taxonomy places the organism in Eukaryota, Metazoa, Nematoda, Chromadorea, Rhabditida, Meloidogynidae.
UGUGGGGGCAAAGUUUGAUUUUUCAAAAGUCGCACUUCAAUUUGUCUUUUUGGUUUUUCCAAGUAAUCCAUGGCUGCUAUCAUUGGUAAUAAAUCAUCUCCCAACAUAAUAGUCUUAUUUUUAAAAUUUAAAUGUAUUUCUUCUUUUUCCUCCAUUAAAUCAGUUCCUAUUACCAAACCUCCAGGGCACGCAUUGUCUUCAGAAAUUAAAAAUGGCCAUUUAAUUUUUGACUCUCCAAUAACCACAGUUGCCAUAGCUGAGCCUAAAAAUGAAAUUGGGGUGGAAUUUGCAGCCCAAGCCAAAGGAACAUCUCCUGGUUUAAUUUUCAAUCCACAUUUUAUAGCCACGGAUUUUCCACAAUAA